AUGCCGCAGCGUCAUCCGACCAAUGAACAUGAGACUCAAGCAGAGGAGUCAGCCCAACCUCUUUUGUCCACGCAUGACGCUUCAAAGUCAGCAUCGAUACAAAAACCGUCAUCGCAUCAUCGCGAAAAGCAACAUCAAGAGCCACGAAAUUGUCGGCGAAGAGACAAUCAGCCGUUUCAUAAACCAAAGCCGCAAAAGGAAGAUUAG
Messenger RNA from Didymodactylos carnosus, 207 nucleotides. Lineage: Eukaryota; Metazoa; Rotifera; Eurotatoria; Philodinida; Philodinidae. The record is from the annotation of a GenBank genome assembly.